Messenger RNA from Phytophthora sojae, 1687 nucleotides. RefSeq lists its product as hypothetical. Gene Ontology annotation, molecular function: protein serine/threonine kinase activity; ATP binding. The coding region runs from base 20 to 1687 and encodes 555 amino acids. The record is from RefSeq and is a predicted model, not a curated record. NCBI's taxonomy places the organism in Eukaryota, Oomycota, Peronosporomycetes, Peronosporales, Peronosporaceae. Gene Ontology annotation, biological process: protein phosphorylation. The transcript is spliced from 2 exons.
CGCUACGCACCCGAAGACCAUGACGAGCACCUGUCCGUGGGGCGUGCCCUCUUCGUCCGAGCCGGCCAAGCCGCAGCCCAGCAUGCAGGACCUGAUGGACGAGGCGCUGGCGCUCAGCCUCUACGAGGAGGAGGUGACCGCGCUGCAGCGCGAGAUCAACCCCGACUACCAGAGCAGCGUCUUCACCAACCUGCAGCGCAGCAAGGAGCGGCGCGAGCAGGACCGCAACCAGCAGCUGAUGAACGCCGACAGCUUCGACUUCGUGGCGGAGGCCUCCGGGGAGGGACAGGUCGCCCCCUCCGUGCUCACGCGCGCGCCUGGCGCCGCGGCGGGGGCUGCGGCCUUGGCCCGCGCCCGCGUGACCGGCUCCUUGUCCAUGGAGAACGCAGCGCACGGAGCUGGCAGCGGCAAGGGCUUUACGUCUCUCCGGGAGAGUCAACGCCGCCAGCAGAAGAACGAGAAGAAGGGCUUCGGAGCCGGCAGAGUGGAGGCCGAGACACACGCCACCGCCGAUGGAGUCAUGGACGAGCGCACCACUCUGAUCCUGCAGAAGAUGAUCAACAGAGGAGAGCUGGACGAGGUUCACGGCUGCGUGCAGAGCGGCAAGGAGGCCCAUGUCUACUUUGCAGUGGGCACGGAUGAAGUGACGAUGCGCCCCGUGCAGCUGGCCGUCAAGAUCUUCCGCACAACGCUGAACGAGUUCGGCAACCGCCACGAGUACGUCACCGGGGACCGCCGCUUCGAUCUUCAUUUCCAGAAGAAGGACCUGCGUCGACAGAUCAAGGCCUGGACGGACAAGGAGUACCGCAACUUGUGCCGCGCUGCCAAGUGCAGCAUCCGUGCGCCUGCUCCGGUGGUGUGCAAGGAGCACGUGCUGGUGAUGCAGUUCGUGGGCGCGGAUGGAUGGCCCGAGCCGACGCUCAAGGACAUACAGGCGGACUGGUCCCCGAAGCAGCAGGCGCGCGCGUACGCUGACGUUCUCCAGGCCACCCGAGCUCUUUACCAGCGAGCUCACUUGGUCCACGGCGAUCUGAGCGAGUACAACAUUCUCUACUCGCACCGCGAGAAGCGCAUCUGGCUCAUCGACUUUGGCCAGGCUGUUGACCGCUCACACCCGGACACGGAGAAGUUUCUGCGACGGGAUCUGCACACAGUCAACCGGUUCUUCCAGCGAGGAGAUCUGCUCGAGGCUACAUUUGACGAAGUUGGCUUGCUCUCCGACGAGACGGCGUACGAAUACGUGGUCAGCGAGAGGCCUAAGGACGUAGUAGCUGGGUUCCCGGUGCUUGCAGCGCUUCUCGAAGAGCUGACAGACGUGCCCGAGACUGAAGAGGAGGAGGAACAAGAAGACGCGGUCGUGGACGCUCAACAGGAGGAAGAAGAUGCAGUUCAGGCGAAGCAAGGCUCUGUUGAUGCUGGAAAGGCUCCGGUUAUUGCUGAGACCCCAAAGGCAGAGGUGCCUCUAGAACUAUCGAAGGCAGAGCUCGACUCCCAAGCGUGCGGCUUCGACCAAGACGACAGCAAGUGGCGAGAAAAGAAUGCACGGUACAAGGGCGACCUGUACAACGCAAUCGUCCUCAAGUACAUCUGCACGAACGCCUGCUACGUGCACUACCUCAAGUACGAGAAGGACUGGGACCAGUGGAUCCUGCCCGGCCACAUCUUCCGCAAGUACAACCACGCGUAG